Phytophthora sojae is the source of this 2747-nucleotide messenger RNA. RefSeq lists its product as hypothetical. The coding region runs from base 933 to 2195 and encodes 420 amino acids. Gene Ontology annotation, cellular component: mitochondrion. The record is from RefSeq and is a predicted model, not a curated record. Gene Ontology annotation, biological process: medium-chain fatty acid catabolic process; fatty acid beta-oxidation. The transcript has a single exon. Lineage: Eukaryota; Oomycota; Peronosporomycetes; Peronosporales; Peronosporaceae. Gene Ontology annotation, molecular function: flavin adenine dinucleotide binding; medium-chain fatty acyl-CoA dehydrogenase activity.
AGAAAUCACUGCCGUUGUUACCUUCCUUACCCAUUUGUGUCGCCAAGCUUGUCGCUCCUUCAUCCUGUCGUGCUUGAUAAAAAUAGUGAGCGCGUGAAUCCCGAGCUCAAGCUAGCGCAAGAUGAGCUUGCAUUUCAACGUUGGUGCCUAUCAUUGGCAACGUGGCCCGCAUGAAGCACACCGCAGUGAGCAUCGCCGUCCACGGGCCGCUUCACUGUCUAGGCUGGAUCCUCUUCGCCGUCCUCCUGUUGAACGCCGUGAAGAAGACCGAUGCCUCCUCGUAUGUGAACCCGUCACCUGAGGGCAACUCGUGGGCUCCGUGCGCGUUUGCCGCCGAGCAGAUCGCCGCCGAGGGCAACGGGACCACGUACGGGUCGUGCUUGGCCUGCGACCCGACGAACUUCGAGUGUCCGCCCAAGUGCCAGUCCCUGAUCGACGCCCUCUACAAGCAGUGCGACGGCGUAUACGCGCCCCAGGACCAGUACUUCGACCCCGCACACACGCUCAACGGCUACUGGAACGACAACUUCGGCGUGCUGCGCGUCCAGGCCGCCCGUUGCGGCUGCAGUGACGCCCCGUGGCCGACACCAUCGGUGGCAUGGCUAGUAUCCUGCACAGCAAUGGCCACCGCGCUCAUGUUGACUUGACCACGGGCCGGUCGAUGUAGAUGUUAGCAGCAGGAGGGCGAUUGCGCUGUACACGUAGCAUGCAACACGGCCGCAUUCGCCUCAACACCCGUGCCUACGUUGAAGUUGCCUUUUUCUCUUCGUUUUUGUGAACGGCGUGGCAGAUGGUCACGUCGAUUCCACGUCGGAUUUUAGCGAUGACGUCCACAGGAUCUGCCCGGCCGCGGGAUCUUGUUGCCAUUUCUGAACCAGAGGCCUCGCGCCCAAGUCAAGUCGCCUGCCCCGUCCUCGUAGUCUCCAAUCCCAAUGCUGCCGGCCAAGUCUCUCCGCCAGGCGUCGCGCCUGCUGCGCCCCCUGGGCGCGCGCAGCUUCGCGCUGGGGCAGCACAUCGACGACUCCAAGUUCUCGGCCUUCUCGCUCAAGCUGUCGGACGAGCAGCGCGAGUUCCAGCAGCUGGCCCGCAAGUUCGCGCGCGAGGAGAUGAUCCCCAAGGAGAAGCACUACGACCAGACUAUGGAGUACCCGCAGGAGAUCUUCGAGAAGGCCUGGGAGCUAGGUCUCGUCAACACGCACGUGCCCGAGAAGUUCGGCGGCCUCGGCCUCGGCUCGCUGGACGGCUGCAUCAUCGGCGAGGAGCUGGCCUACGGCUGCACGGGCAUGGCCACGGCCAUGGAGGCCAACGGCCUGGCCACGGCCCCGCUGCUCGUGGCCGGCUCGGACGAGCAGAACCGCAAGUACCUGGGCCGCCUCGUGGAGGAGCCCGUGCAGGCCGCCUACUGCGUGACGGAGCCCGGUGCCGGCUCUGACGUGGCCGGCGCCAAGACGACAGCCGUCAAGAAGGGCGACAAGUGGGUCAUCAACGGCUCCAAGAUGUGGAUCACCAACGGCGGCGUGGCCAAGUGGUACUUUGUGCUGGCCAAGACGGACGCCAACGCCAACGCCGGCUCGGCCUUCACGGGCUUCAUCGUGGACGCCGACUCGCCCGGCAUCACGGUCGGUCGCAAGGAGAUCAACAUUGGCCAGCGCUGCUCCGACACGCGCGGCAUCACCUUCGAGGACGUGGUGGUGCCGGAGGAGAACGUGCUGGGCGACCCUGGCUACGGCUUCAAGAUCGCCAUGCAGGCCUUCGACAUCACGCGUCCGCCCGUGGCCAUCGGCGCCGUGGGGCUGGCGCGUCGUGCCUUCGACGAGGCCCGCAAGUACGCGCUCGAGCGCAAGACCAUGGGCGUGCCUAUUGCCAUGCACCAGGCCAUCCAGUUCAUGCUGGCCGACAUGGCCACGGGUAUUGAGGCCGGCCGCCAGCUUACAUACAAGGCCGCGUACGAGAUCGACUGCGGCCGCAAGAACACCAUGUACGCGUCGAUGGCCAAGCGCUUCGCCGGUGACCACGCCAACAAGGUGGCCACGGAUGCCAUCCAGAUCUUCGGCGGGGCCGGCUUCAACACCGAGUACCCGGUUGAGAAGCUCUUCCGCGACGCCAAGAUCUACCAGAUCUACGAGGGAACGUCUCAGAUCCAGCGCAUGAUCAUCGCCAAGGAGAUGUUCUCCCGCCAGUCCAUGGACCCUUAAGCUCGGCCAGCCACUCGAGGGGAGGCGUUGGCUGGCUGCGCUUCGGUGAGCCGUGCUGACGGUUUGAUUAGGAUGAAUAAGGUCGUGGAAGAGCUCCAAAGAUUUGCUACGGGCGUGAUGAUGCGCCUGUGAGUGAUGCCUCAAGCAUUCAAGAGAAGAGUCCUAGAGGCAGCUCGGCGCCCACGAACAAGAGCAGUAACCAAAGGCGCUGUGAACUGCAUGCGUGAAGCUGCUGCAUUGUUAAUGUUAAAGAGACUGAUAUCUUCUGCACUUUGGUGGUGAUGAACAAAAAUCUGCAUCGUGGACAGCGGUCGCUCGGGAGGGAGGGGAUCCUGGCGAAGGCAAGUGAAAGUUGCUUGCUGGCUGAGGUCGAUGGUCACCACUUGCGGUGUUGUUUGUUGUCUAUGAUGAGGUAGCUGGCGCGCUCUCUACGAGGCUUUACUAGCUUUCUGAAACUUUGCUUUGAAGGAUUGCUGAAGGUUUGUUGUGGAGGGAAAUUCUGGGGCCGACUACCACUCAAAUGUCCGCGCUUCCCACUUGAUCUCCGGUCGA